AUGGAAGAUGCAGCAUCAGCACCAACUCAAAGAGCAGUACCAAACCAGAAUACAACACCAGCACCAGAAUCCAAUCCCUAUUACCUACAUCCCAAUGAAAGCCCAUCGCUGGUCUUAGUAUCUCCUUCAAUGAAUGGAAAGAACUUCCACACAUGGCAAAGAUCAAUGCGUAUGGCACUCCUAUCCAAGAACAAGCUUGGUUUUGUUAAUGGAACAAUCAAGAAACCAGAUGAUGACAGUCCUCUAUUUGGUUCAUGGGAAAGGUGUAACACUAUGAUAAUUUCUUGGCUCAAUCGAUCCAUCUCAGAAUCCAUUGCACAAUCAGUGCUUUGGAUGGAGAAAGCAGAUGAUAUAUGGAACAACUUGAAAGACAGGUUUGCUCAAACUGAUAUGUUUAGAAUUUCUGAUCUUCAAGAUGAAAUUUUCAAAUUGCAGCAAGGAGACAAAUGUGUUUCAGAUUACUUCACCCAAUUAAAGAUUUUAUGGGAUGAAUUAGAAAGCUUACAGCCAAUUUUACCAUCUUGCGCAUGUGGAGCAGCAACACAAGUAAAGGAUACUCGUGAAAGGGACUAUGUAAUAAGAUUCUUGAAAGGGUUAAAUGACCAAUUUGAACAUGUGAGAGCUCAAGUAAUGCUAUUAGACCCUCUUCCAUGUGUUAACAAAGUAUUCUCAUUGAUUCUUCAGCAAGAAAGGCGCCUGAAAAUAGGAGUCCAAGAUUCACAAUCUUUCAUCAAUAUUGCUGAACAACAAAAUUCCAGAGGACAACUAGACAGAGGACAGACUCGAUAUCAUCCAAAUUUCAAUCAGAACUUCAACCAAGGUUUCAAUCAAGGAAGAGGCCAAGGUUUUAAUCAAGGAAGAGGCCAACCAUACCAUCGAAACAUGCUAUAUCAAGCAUGGAUUUUCACCAGGAUACCAAACCAGAAGACCAUAUGCUGCUGCUGCUGCUACAAACUUUGUUUCACUAGAAAUUUGAUGAUAGUGUACAAAAGAACAACAUCAAGAAAUUCUGGAACUUCUACAAAGAUCAAAGCUGCCUCACUCAUCCAAUAUGAUUCAAACCCACUCAUCUGCUUUCAAUAUAGGUAA
Molecule: messenger RNA, 1089 nt
Organism: Gastrolobium bilobum
Lineage: Eukaryota; Viridiplantae; Streptophyta; Magnoliopsida; Fabales; Fabaceae
Exons: 1
Coding region: 1-1089 (362 amino acids)
Source: RefSeq, a predicted model, not a curated record